Messenger RNA from Oppiella nova, 1233 nucleotides. The record is from the annotation of a GenBank genome assembly. Lineage: Eukaryota; Metazoa; Arthropoda; Arachnida; Sarcoptiformes; Oppiidae.
AUGGGCUUAUUGUUUGGAGGGGGGCUUGCGCUUUGGCUCGCGUGGGUUUUAGGCACAGGACUGGGUUUCUAUUUUGGUAAUGUCAUUCAUCAUCCUGCAUUGCUGGGAUUAGAUAUGGUCAUGGCUUGUUUUCUACUGGCGAUGGUUGUCGGUGGACAAAAAAACCUCAGAAUACUCAUCAUCUGGACAAUCGCAGCCUGUAGCUCAUUAUUGGCUUAUUGGUACUUACCAGAAAAUAGUCAUGUCGUUGUGGGUGCUUUAUUUGGCGGAAUUGUUGACUGUAUGUCUGAGCUCCAAUCUUUAACGCCUCGUAUUUCGGUCGCUCCGAUGAUGGAUUGGACAACUCAAAUGGUCACCACAGGUGCCAUCAUCUAUGGUGGAGCAAAUCGUCAUUUGGACUAUAACCAUGAAGAACAUCCGAUUGUUCUACAGCUCGGUGGUUCAAAUCCGAAAGAUCUUGCAACUUGUAGCAAAAUGGCUCAAGACUGGGGUUAUGACGAAAUCAAUUUAAAUGUGGGCUGUCCAAGUGACCGCGUACAAAACAAUAAGAUUGGUGCCUGCUUAAUGGCAGAGCCUGAUUUGGUUGCAGAAUGUAUUGCUGAAAUGCGUAAUGCAGUUGAUAUUCCAGUCACAGUAAAACACCGCAUCGGUAUAGAUGACAUGCAAUCUUAUGAAGAGAUGCUACAUUUUGUCGAUACAGUUGCGAAAACUGGAUGUGAUAAUUUUAUCGUACAUGCCCGUAUUGCUCUGCUUCAAGGCUUAUCACCAAAAGAAAACCGCGAUGUUCCGCCACUACGCUACGAAGAUGUGUAUCGUUUAAAACAAGAGCGUCCUGAGUUGCUGAUCGAGAUCAAUGGUGGGGUUAAAACUUUCGCUGAAACGCAAACACAUUUAAAGCAUGUUGAUGGGGUCAUGAUUGGUCGUGAGGCUUAUCACAACCCUUACCUCUUGGCAGAAUUAGGUCAACUCUGGAACUUAGACUUACCUGAUCGCUUUGAUAUUAUCGAUCAAAUGCUGCCUUAUAUUGCCAAACGUAUGCAAGAAGGCGCACCUCUAUCGAUUAUUACACGCCAUAUUUUAGGCUUAUUCCAAAAUCUUCCCGGUGCGCGUAAAUGGCGUCAGGCUUUAAGUGGCGGUAAUGCCAAAACAUUUGCAGAUGUUGAAAAUGCCAUUAUCAAUAUUAAAGAAGCAAUGAAGCGUACAGAGGAUUAUAUUCGAGAACAGUCUGUCUGA